Messenger RNA from Lottia gigantea (owl limpet), 2081 nucleotides. RefSeq lists its product as hypothetical. NCBI's taxonomy places the organism in Eukaryota, Metazoa, Mollusca, Gastropoda, Lottiidae. The transcript has 7 exons. Gene Ontology annotation, biological process: regulation of cell differentiation. Gene Ontology annotation, cellular component: membrane. The coding region runs from base 57 to 1202 and encodes 381 amino acids. The record is from RefSeq and is a predicted model, not a curated record.
GGUAAAUGAUGUCGUCACACAUUAAUUAAAUUUAUGUAACCGUUUAGUUUUGGAAUAUGGCUUGUUCUGGCUCCGAUUCUGUUCAUAUUUCAAAUAAUGUGCCUCGAAUAAAAACAGGAUAUUUGAAAAGAUAUAACAAGGGAUUUUUUUCAUCAGGAUGGAAACAAGAAUAUUUGGUUCUAUAUCAGGACAGUACAUUAGCUUGGUACGAGGAUCAGGGUAGCUAUGAGCCCAAAGGUGGAGUCAAAUUAAAGAAUGUGUGUAAAUUUUUAGCUGUAGGAGCCUACAGUCAGAAUGUACCUAACAGACCAGAUCUCCCACCUGGAGGAAGAAUAACUAAUUUAAUAGCCUUUCCUCUCAAACCAGAUAAAAAAGCUCAGGUUAUUUGGAUAUUAUGUGCUGAUCAAAAUGAACUGAACUCAUGGAUGAAAGACAUCACUAGUACACUACCACCACCUCCAAGACCUCCCCAAGGUCAAGGUCCCCCACAAAUUCAAGGUGGGCCACCACCACCAGGUUUUCAGCCCCAGGUCACAGGUCAACCUGCUUACCCUCCACAGCAAGGCCAAGGUCCAUAUCCUCCACCACCGGGUCAAGGACACUAUCCUCCCCAACAAGGUUAUCAACAGCAACAAGGCUAUCAUCAGCAACAAGGCUAUCAUCAGCAACAAGGUUACCAGCAACAGAGAGGAGGUCAACCUCAAGGUACAACUGUUGUUGUUCAAGGGGAUAGAAGGAGAAGAAGAUCAUCUGGAGAUGGUUUUGCUACAGGUCUCCUAGUAGGUGGUGCCUUAGGUUAUGGGAUGUCUCGACCCAUGGGUUAUGGAGGAUGGGGUUAUGGUGGCUAUGGUGGCUAUGGUUACGGGGGUUGGGGUGGAGGUUAUCAUGAUCAUGGUGACAAUAUCAACAUAAACAAUUACAAUACUACAGAAAUAAAUAAUGUUGAAAAUAAUGAAUAUAAUGAAACUAAUACUGAAAAUAACUAUGGUGACGGCGGGGAGUAUGGGAAUGGAGAUGGGUAUGGUGGAGGAGAUGGUUGGGGUCAGGGGGAUAAUGGAGGAGGUUAUAAUGAUGGAGGUUAUGAUGAUGGAGGGUAUGAUGAUGGAGGUUAUGAUGACGGGGGUUAUGAUGAUGGAGGAGGUUAUGAUGAUGGAGGAGGUUUUGAUGAUGGGGGAUUUGAUGGUGGUGACUGUGGAGAUUAACCAAUUAAAAAUCAAAAUUUGUUAUUUGUUAAAUUAUUUCUGAUUUAUUUUCUUAAUGUCUUUUUUAUCUUUUGGACAAAUAGUCUCUUCAAAUAGCAAUAUGUACGAGACACAGUUCAGACACAGUUCAUCCGUCCAGAAUUAGUGUUUUAGACCUGUCUUAAACUAAGCCAUGAACUUUUUUGUUUAAUGGUGUGGAAAUGAUGUUGGUCAUAUUAUAAUGAAAUAUUUGGAAAUAUUUUAAAAAUUAAUCAACAAUUUUUUGAAAAUUUGUUUUUAAAUUUUGAAGUUUAUUAUCAAAACUUUAUUUUUCAAAGUUUAUUGUCAAAUAUUUUGAAAGUUUAUUGUCAAAUAUUUCGAAAGUUUCGGAUAUUUGAAAUAUCUGAUAAUCAAUUUUCGAAACUUUAUUAAUAUUCAUUUGAAAUUUUAUUAUGAAAUAUGUGAAAAUUGAUUUUCAGAUAUUGGAAAAAAUUUAUUAUCAUUUAUUUGAAAAUUUACAUAACAUUUAGAAUGAAAUAUUUGAAUAUUUAGAAUGAAAAAUUUGAAUAUUUAGAAUGAUAAAUCGGAAGAAAAGAUUUGUAAAUUCAGAACGUCAAAUUAAUAUAUUAUAAUCAAUAUUGCUGCUUUGGUCUUAGUGCCUUUAACUUUUUGACCUUUAAGUCUUUUGACUUUUUUUUAAGAAUUUGUUUUUUGUUCGUGGAUAUUUUGAUCACUCAUUUUCAGAAAAUAGGUUAGAUAAGUAUAAUAAGAUGUGUCACAAACACUUAUAUCGUUGUGUAAUGUCUAAGAUAUGUAUUUUUAUUGUUAUAAUAUAAGUUUUAUUUUUCAUUAAAAGUGAUAUAUAACCUCAAAGAGGUCGCUCGAUUGAGCUUUCAUACC